Messenger RNA from Eurytemora carolleeae, 1456 nucleotides. Its product is annotated as protein regulator of cytokinesis 1. Gene Ontology annotation, cellular component: mitotic spindle midzone; cytoplasm; spindle. Gene Ontology annotation, biological process: microtubule cytoskeleton organization; mitotic spindle midzone assembly. NCBI's taxonomy places the organism in Eukaryota, Metazoa, Arthropoda, Copepoda, Calanoida, Temoridae. Gene Ontology annotation, molecular function: microtubule binding. The record is from RefSeq and is a predicted model, not a curated record.
UGCGACCCCUGGGUUCAUGACCCAGACUGCUUCAGCAGCAAACAAGUUUAAAACUCCAACAACAUCAACCAAGUCUCUGUCUAGAUUUCGGACCCCUGGCUCCUCUACCGUCAGCACCCGUUCAUUAUAUCUAAAAUAGAUUAAAUAUAUAUAUUUAUACAGAUCAGGGGCGUAAUUAUAAUUUAAAAACUCUUUGUCGUCACUUUUUCGCUUAAAAAAUAUAUUUAAACACUUUCAUUUCUUCUUUUCGGAAAUUUUACCUUGAACUUGGUUUUGAAAUCUUGAAUAUUUUUUCCCAUCCCUGGUUUUGUAAUGUAAAAAAUUAUUAAUAAUAUAAUAAUGAUAAAAACAUGCUUUUAUUGUUAGCAUAGGUUUUUAGUUUAGUGUAUGGUAUUAUUUGGCAGAUUUUUAUAUUUUGUUACCAGGUUCAAGGGGGUGGGAUGCGCAAACAUUUAAUUGUUGAUACAAUUUUUAAAAUGAUUGUUUCUAGCGCCGCGCAUUUUUGGAACAUUGUACAUGUACAUUGUACAUCUAAUGUGACAAAUGAAAAUGUAGACUACUGUUAAAUAUUUUUUUCUUCAGCUUCCUUCUAACAUUAUUAUGUACCUGUCAGCACUACGCUUAUGUAAGCUUACAUAUAUUGUACAGAUUGCACAAAUAUUUUACGGACAUUUUUCUAAAUGAUUUUCUGGGAUUUUGAUUGACAUUUUUCGAUGCUUCAAGAUUUUUCUAGCUUUGUUAGCAUUAAAGGGACUGUAAGAGUACUUUCAAAUGACUUUCCAUCUAUUGUGUGGCAUGUCGGAUUUACAACGAUACCCCCUUUGGUUGACCAGGGAUUUCUUAAAUACUAUUGUUUAUACAGUGGGAAAUUAAGUACUAAGAACUUGCGCGAGUGUACACUAGCACAGAGAGAAACGUGUACACUGACUAAGGUACCGCUGUGAAUCGGAAAUCCCUCUGUUUAAAUGGAUGGUUAUUUGAAAUUACGCUGACUGUCCCUUUCACCUUGAGCCACAGUUUUGAAUCUGAUGUAAAUUCUAUUUAUCCCUGCUGAAAAUGUUCCAAAAAUCUAAUAAAAUGAAACACCUUCAAUUUCACAGUUUUUGGUCAAUAGUAAAUUGCUUUUUUGUAUUUUAUUCUUCAUUUUGAAUCAAUUCCUCUAGCAAAGUUCAAUGCUAUUAGUUAAUAAUGUAGAAAUUCCGAAUUGAAAUUAAUUCGCGAUUUUACUAUUACGCUUAUUUUUCACUAAUACGCUUGAAAGGGUUCGGCACUAAAUACUAUAUACAGUAAAAUCUUUUGUGUUUAAAUGUCGACACUAUACUUUGACAAAAAAAUACUGUUAUUAUAACCAAAUUUUUGUAAUAAACGUUUUGUAUUACUAACUAUAUUGUUAUUUUAAAAAUAUUGAGGAGACAUCUAGUGUCGAAUUUAUCAUCUAACCAUGAGUAAUUUCAGA